This is a messenger RNA of Ceratina calcarata, 1259 nucleotides long. RefSeq lists its product as uncharacterized. The record is from RefSeq and is a predicted model, not a curated record. NCBI's taxonomy places the organism in Eukaryota, Metazoa, Arthropoda, Insecta, Hymenoptera, Apidae. Bases 297 to 1196 code for a protein of 299 amino acids. The transcript has 4 exons. Gene Ontology annotation, molecular function: acyltransferase activity, transferring groups other than amino-acyl groups.
GUUUGUAACCAUUUGAAACCAUCACAGACGAUGAAAACGACGCAUUAUUCUUUCUUAAUAUCACAAAUUUACUUAUUGUUUUAUAUACAUUUUUUAACAGCUUGUUGUAUUUAAGAGUCAAUAAAUGUAAAUUUAGUAAAUAUCGAUUUGGGAUAGGUAAAAGAGUAUAAAAUUUGUUAUAUGUUUUUUGUUAACAAACUCGCCCUAUCUUUAUCUAUCUGUCUCUUCUGAUAAGAGAUUCAGAGUUCACAGGAUUCAGUGUAGCAACUAUAUUUUAUUAAUAAGUCCUCCUCAUAAUGUCUGAAACUCCUGGUGUAGAUAUUUUGCAACCGUUGCCAAUUGAUAAAUGGAACCUUCUUCAAAAUAAGCUCAAAUAUAAAUGGCCAUAUUAUGCAUAUCAUUAUUAUUGGAUUGAAACUAGUCUUAAAUGGAAAAAAAGGGAUCCAAAUAUUGCAAUUGAAAUAUAUUGCCCCUAUGGAAACUAUGAAAAUGGUACUUUUAUUGGAAUAAACCAUAUUGGAUUUUGUUCAAUAGUGUUAUUGACAUUAGAUCCAAAUGAUGAGAUCUUAAACAAAAUGUUAACAGAAACUAAUAUAAUUAAUUGGAAUAAAGAAAUAUGUUUUGCUUCAGUACAUGGAUCUAUUGCAUCUAACGUUCUUUCUUCCAUAGAAAAUCUUAAGAGUUUAAAAAAAGUGAAAACAAGCCAUGCAUUUUCAUUUAAUUAUUAUUUUAAAUCUGCAGAAGAUUGUGCAAAAGUAGAGAUAAAGGUUCCAGAUGGAUGCUACACACGAUCUUUAAAUACAUCAGAUGUACCAUUGAUAAACUCAGUAUGGCCACAUAGAAAUCCAGUAAACCCUGAGUUAUCUAUGAAAUAUUUAAGUACAGUGAUAGAAUUGAAUGGUGGAAUAGGGCUAUGUUUAAGGGAAGAUGAUACUUUAGUUUCUUGGGCUAUGCAACCUAAUUGGUGUACAUUAGGAAUUGUACAAACUGUGGAAGAACAUAAAGGCAAAGGAUAUGCGAAAGUAGUGGUAAAUUUGUUUGCAAAAAAGCUUGGAGAAGAAGGAAUUCCUGCAGUAUUAUUUAUUGUACAAGGGAAUGUUCCAUCUGAAAAAAUGUUCAAAGGUCUUGGAUGGCAGGUGAUUUCACCAAUCAUGUGGAUUGAAUGUGGAAUAAUUGAAAAGUCAAAAGAGGAAUAAAUUUGAACAAUUAAGGUGAAUUGUAUAUAAGACAAUUUUAUUUUCGUUAAUAAAUGCUAAUUA